CUGGCUGCAGGACAACUCUGGUGCCAACACCAUCCUGCUGGGCACACACUGGGGGAAUCUCCUUGCCCUUCCCUGUGGCACAGAGGCAAAUCUCAUCCUCUCCUUGUCCUACCUCCCCCAGACAAGGAGCCGAGGAUGGAGACCAAUGAGGACAAAUCCCCAUGGCAGAACCUCGUGGAAGAGGCCAUUUUGAGCAGCUCCACAGCAGGGGAAUCUAAUGGGGAGGAAAAGCCCUGGAGAUCCCACAUGAGGAGGGGCUGCAAACACAGAUCACGGGGAUCCGAGGAGGAAAGACCCAACCUGGGCCAGGGAGGCAGCCAGAGCUCGGAGCUAGGGGUCCACGAGCAGCUUCAUGAUGGAGAGAAAUCCCACAAGUGCUCAGAGUGUGGGAAGAGCUUCAGCCAGAAAUGCAACCUGAUGCGCCACUGGAGAAUCCACACUGGAGAACGGCCCUACGAGUGUGAUAAAUGCAGGAAGACGUUUCAGAUGAGUUCCUGUCUUGUCAGGCAUCAGCAGAGUCACACAGAGGAGAAGCCUUUCCACUGCCCCAGCUGUGCGAAAACCUUCAGGAACAACUCCGGCCUGGUCACCCACCUGCGCAUCCACACUGGGGAGAGGCCCUAUGAGUGUCCCGAGUGUGGGAAGAGCUUCACCCAGAACUCCACUCUGACUGCCCACCUGAGGAGCCACACAGGGGAACGGCCCUACGAGUGUGCAGAGUGUGGGAAGGGCUUCAGGACGAGCUCUGAAUUGACCAUCCACCAGAGAAGCCACACUGGGGAACGGCCCUAUGUGUGUUCUGAGUGUGGGCAGAGCUUCCAGAAGAGCUGCCACCUGACCCGCCACUUGGCAAUCCAUACAGGGCAGCAGCCCUUCAAGUGUGGGCAGUGUGGGAAGAGCUUGAGGUCGAGGUCUGAACUGAUUGUCCACCAGAGGAGCCACACGGGGGAACGGCCCUACGAGUGUGGGCAGUGUGGGAAGAGCUUCAUGUCAAAGUCCCACCUGAUCUACCACCAGAGGAGCCACACUGGGGAGAGGCCCUACGAGUGUGAUAAAUGCAAGAAGACGUUUCAGACCAGCUCCAGUCUCAUUCUGCACCAGCAGCUUCACACAGAUGAGAGGCCCUUCCGCUGCCCCGACUGCGGGAAGGGCUUCACCCGCAACUGCAAUCUCGUCACCCACCGGCGCAUCCACACUGGGGAGAGGCCCUACAGGUGUCCUGAGUGUGGGAAGAGCUUCUCACAGAGUGGUUACUUGACCAGACACCAAGAGAGCCAGCACUAAAGGAAGUCCUAUGAGUGCCCCAGUGCAGAAAGAGCUUUGUGUGCUGCUCCAGCUCCAUCCCCCACAGGAGGAUCCAUGCUGGAUGAUCCCCAGUGAGCCCUGGUGGGCAGAGCCCCGGUGAUCCGUGGUGUCGGUGAUCUGUGGUGGGAAGACGCCUGCCUUGGGGCUUCACAUCCUCCUGGCUCCCCAUGGGCACCUGCGCACAUCCACAGGCCAACAUCGGAAAUCCAUUGUGGAGAGCUGAUUUGUUUACUUCUGACCCCAGAAAAAUAUCUUUUUGCAUCUUCUGGUGGCAUAGCAAAACUGGAUAGCCUUAGAGGUCUUCUUCCAACAUAAAUCCAUUAUUUUAAUUUUCUCUGGCCCACGGGCAUCUUCUAUGGCCAAAUGGGGAUGGACUGUGGUAAAACUUCUGAUUUUUGAGACGUGUGGAAACACCUCCAAAAAAAGAUUCUUCCCACCCACUCAAGCACAUGGAUGCUCUGCUGGCAGGGACACAGAAAUAAUUUUGUUUUAGCCUUGAAAUGGUUUUUGUUCAUCCCUUUGAAAGCCCUGAAACCAGGGUAAAAAUAAAGACAUUGAACU
This is a messenger RNA of Lonchura striata (white-rumped munia), 1866 nucleotides long. The record is from RefSeq and is a predicted model, not a curated record. Lineage: Eukaryota; Metazoa; Chordata; Aves; Passeriformes; Estrildidae.